Paramisgurnus dabryanus is the source of this 2723-nucleotide messenger RNA. RefSeq names its product transient receptor potential cation channel subfamily V member 1-like. Gene Ontology annotation, cellular component: plasma membrane. Gene Ontology annotation, biological process: calcium ion import across plasma membrane. The record is from RefSeq and is a predicted model, not a curated record. Gene Ontology annotation, molecular function: protein binding; calcium channel activity. NCBI's taxonomy places the organism in Eukaryota, Metazoa, Chordata, Actinopteri, Cypriniformes, Cobitidae.
CUCUGAAAGAGAGAGAGCGAGAGACAGAGACAGUUAUUACUCACAACCUCACUGUGUUCAUGGUAUCAAGCUCCUGAACGUAUUUAACAAAUCUGGAAACUUCGUCUAACAGAAACUACAAAACUGAUUGCUGUUUGCUUUGAGAUGUGAUACUACAAAGACUUCACUAUGAGUAAAUCAAAAGACAGCAACCCCACAUCUUUCACCAUGGAGACAGAUGACAGGAAGGAUGAAGAGAGGUCAAAAAAAGUGAAGAAAAAGGAUAAGAUGCCCAUGGACACAUAUUUCCGGGAAGAUGAAAUGGAUGACACACCGAGAAUUAAAUUUAAUUUACACUUUGACAAGGGAAUUAGACAUGUGAAAGAGGAACCACGAAAAAUAACUGAGGCCUUUACUGUCAAGAAGCUGUUUGAGGCCGUUUCCAGUGGCAAUGUCUCUAAACUGCAGGGUUUACAUGAGUACCUGCACAAAACCAUGAAACAUCUCUCAGACUCCCAAUAUAAGCCCAAUGGAAAGACAGCCUUGCACAAAGCUCUUUUAAACUUGAAGGAUGGUGAAAAUGACACUAUUGAAUAUCUGCUCGACAUUGCAGAGAAGAUGGGAGAUUUGAGGAAUUUCAUCAAUGCUGCAUACACAGACAGUUUCUACAAAGGUCAGACAGCUCUACAUGUUGCCAUCGAAAGGAGGAGUGCAAAGUUUGUACAGAUGCUGGUUAAGAAAGGUGCAGAUGUCCACGCUACGGCCUGUGGGAAAUUCUUUCAGCCCAAUGAAGGGAUGUGCUUCUAUUUUGGUGAGUUGCCGUUGUCACUGGCCGCUUGUACUAAUCAGACAGACAUUGUGGAUUUCCUGAUGGAAAACCCAUAUCAGCCAGUGGAUGUCACUAAAAAGGAUUCGCAUGGAAACAUGGUGCUUCACGCUCUAGUAGCCAUAGCAGAUAACAGCAACGAGAACACAGAGUUUGUCAUUGCCAUGUAUGACCACAUCUUAAGGAAAGUCGCUCAACUCCACCCUAAGACAAAGCUGGAGGAAAUCGAAAACAAUCAGAGACUCACACCAAUCAAACUAGCAGCCAAGACCGGAAAAUUUAGGUUGUUUAAGCACAUAGUGCAGCGAGAGUUUAAAGAUUGCAGGCAGCUGUCUCGGAAGAUCACGGAGUGGGCAUAUGGUCCAGUUUGCUCCUCAAUUUAUGAUCUCGACUCCCUGGACAGCUACGAGAAGAACUCUGUGCUGGAGAUUGUUGUUUAUGGCAGCGAGAUUCCUAACCGCCUUGAGAUGCUUCAUAUUGAGCCUCUUAAUAAACUACUUGAAGAGAAGUGGGAUAGAUAUGCUCAACGGAUUUUCUUGUUCAACUUUAUUGUAUAUCUUGCCUACCUUCUCAGCUUUACAGCAGUAGCUUAUUACCGGCAAGAAGGAAAGAAGCCUCCAUUUCGUUACGACAAGGAAAGUGAGCACCUGUACUUUACAGGACACAUGAUUAGUGCCAUUGGAGCUCUUUACUUCUUUUUUAGAGGGUUAUUAGAUUUAAUCAGGAAGCAUCAGAGAUUUCAGUGCCUGGGAGAUGGAUACUCUGAUCAACUUUUUUUUUUGCAGGCUCUGCUCUUUAUAGUGUGUGCUGUACUGUAUUUUUGUGGUCAAGGGGAAUAUCUGGGCUUUCUGGUUUUGAGUCUUGCUUUGAGCUGGCUAAAUCUACUCUACUUCUCCAGAGGAUCCCAAUUUAUGGGAAUCUACAGUGUCAUGAUACAAAAGAUGAUUAUUGGAGAAAUUAGGAGAUUCAUUGUUGUGUAUAUGGUCUUUCUCAUUGGAUUCUCGGCAGGUAUUGUCCUCAUUUGCACCUUUCAAUACUGUUCUUCUGUUGAAUUAACUGAAAAUGUAUCAUAUUUAACUUUAACAACAUUUGCAUUUUUGCAUUUUUUUGUUUCUUACUCAACAGCCGUGGUAACACUUCUUUAUGGUCACCCAAGACCUGUAACACAGACACGUUCCUUUUUCAAGCAUUAUAAUACUACUGGAAACUGUGUAAAACCAAAAUAUGAGAAUAUCUCCCGCACCACUCUGGAGUUGUUCAAGUUUGCUAUUGGCAUGGGAGAUCUGGAGUUCACAGAUCAGUAUGAAAACCAGGCAGUGUUCUAUCUGCUGCUAAUCUUGUAUAUAGUGUUGACCUACAUACUACUACUAAAUAUGCUGAUCGCACUGAUGAAUAAAAGCGUGGAGGAUACACACAAAGAGAGCACCAGUAUCUGGAAACUUCAGCGUGCAAUGAGCAUCUUGGACAUGGAGUGGUUUUUUCCUUGUUGUCUUAAAGAAAGGCUGCGCUCAGGGGAAGAAAAAGACCUGGGCGAUGGACUGGAAUCUGAUCGACGAUGGUGCUUCAGUGUGGAGGAAGUUAACUGGAACCAAUGGAACAGAAACCUGUCUAUAAUCAAUGAGGAUCCUGGGAGCUUAUGCACAAGUGGACCUUCCCCAUCUAAACCGAAAAGAGAUAUCAGCCGGCUUGGACUCCUCCCAGUUCUCAGUAAGCGGUGGACACAAAGACGAACACCACGGAGUGAUGCGCACGAGCUCAGUCAUCUAGCUGAAGUCUCUAGCGCCCUCUGAUGGUCUCAUAAGAAACACCGUCACUAAACAGUGUGAAAUCUAUAUGCCUGGUUUAAGGCUCAUUUUAAGAACAAGCUGUUAAAAGUAUUUAAUCUACUGUAAGUAUAUGUGCAAUCAAAUAAGAUUAA